UCUAUGUAAUAUAUUUCCACUCGAGGCACCAAUGGCCAGGCUCAAACUCUCCUACUUGGGACACAUGAUGCGAAGACCACCCAGCUCCCUUGAGAAAGAAGUCCAUCAUGCUGGGGAGAGUGGAAGGAAAGAGAAGAAGAGGACGACCAGCAGCAAGGGGGAUGGGCUCGAUCACGACAGCCAUGAAUGCACCACGGAGAGACCUCAAAGGCCAAGCUGAAGACGGAUCAUCAUCCUGCAGAGGAUCUCUCUAUGUGGUCUCUCAGCGUCGACACCCACUUGACACGGCACUUAAUCAAUCAUCAGUCAAUCAAUGCAAUGCAUAUAUGUAUUUAUCUAUCGAUUAUUUUUUCCGUGUAAACCGCCUUGGCCACUUUUGCGAAAAAGCGGCCUAUCAGUCUCUGUAUUGGGCGGCGGCAGCCGAGGCUGGGGCUGCAACUCGGACCCGCAGCAGCGGCCGCGCCGCCCACGAGACGCGCUCUCUGCAAUCCGGAGGACGACGGGAAAGACAGCAGAGACAAAGCCGAAGAGAAUUAAGAUGGAGGACUAUGAAAAGUUCUGCGAGAAGCAGCUUGCUAGGAUCCAAGGAGAGUCACGGCAAAGAGGAACUUCGCUUCCAGCUCCGCCCAAAAGCAGAUCAUGUAUUCAGUUCAAUGGUGUUCCUGUGCUUUCUCCUGUGCUUAGCCUUGCGAGGGAAAAGGAACUGCAGCAAGACAGACAGAAAGCUCUGGAUUUAGAACGCGCCAGCCAGAAUUCCAGGAAAAGAAUUUUGUUGAAUCGUGUCCAGGAGAUUCUGGAAAAUGUGCAGAUGAAGAAAUUGUCCAGCCCAUCUGAGCAGGACGUGCCUCCUGGCUUGGAAUCAAAAGUGUGUACUGGCUUCGUAACAGCCGCAAGUGGCGUGUUGCCAAGUUGUCCUGCUCUCCGUGGGCCAGCAGAGCCUCCGAAGGCCCUGGAGGUUAAGCCAGCAGGUCCCCAUGGGGCUGUGCCAAGCGGGAGCUCCCUCCAAGGAGCCAAAGCGGGUGCUCUUCCUCCACAAGAGGACGCUGGCCCCGGAGACGGAGCUUGUGCGGAAGGGGUGUGCCCCGGUCCAAGCCACACAUUCCCUGCGAAGGAGGACGGCAGCGCGGUGGUGUUGGCUGCCGCAGAAGGCCCAGAUCCGUACGUAAUGAGUCUCCAGAACCUCAUGAAGAAAUCCCGGGAGUACAUCCAGAGAGAACAAAACCGGCGCAGCCUGAGGAGCAGCUCGAGGAGAAGCCUGAGUGAAAGCCAUUCGGAUAAAGAGAACGAUGCUGUCAAAAUGAGCGACUCUGGGAAAGAGCGAGGAGGGAAGCUGGCGAACAGAGGCAGUCUGGGGGUGGCAGCGGAGAAGCCCAGUCUGACCAAGUCCAGCACUUCCCUGCAAAGCGCCUCGGUCCCUAAGAGCAGCAUGCAUGUCGCGGCAUCUCCCAGUUUUUCUAAAGUGGACAUCCCUAUGAGAGCGGGAACGCCACCCGUCCUCGACUCGGACUCCGAUGAAGACUUCCGAAGCAGCUCCCUGUUUGACCACGACAGCAGCAUUCUCAGGAGCCUGACGGGUUCUUACUCGAAAUUGCCCAGUCCGGAGCCAAGCAUGAGCCCCAAAAUGCACCGGAGGCGCCCAAGGCCCUCUUCCAUGGGGCACAUAGUCAUUAACAACCCUGUGAAUGCCUACGAACUGAGCCCUAAAGAAAAGGAAAGAAUGGUGGACUUGAUCCCGCGGGACGCUGGCGACAAAAAGGCUGCUGCGUCUGAUCAUCCCGUGCCCAAACUGACGGCCGGUUUUGCUCCAGCUGGCUCCAGCCAAGUCCACUCUUUCCACAGGAGCUCUUCAGACAUUUGUGAUGGAUUAGUGGUUGGCAAACUGAGCCAAGCGUGCCAACAUCCAGUUGGCCAGCCAGAGAGCAGAGGGCUCCCAGCCAGGGGAGAGGGAGAAUCGGCGCUGGGUGGCCGACCAGAGCCUCCGGCAGCUGUCUGCUCUGCUCCGCCUCAGACCGCUGCCGGCAUUGGUGGAGCCAAGCCAGUCUGUCUGCUGGACAAAGCCAGACCCACCGGACUCAACAGGUCUUACGAUGUUGAAAGCCCAUCGCCCUUGUUGACGCAAACCCAGCACUCACAGCCGACGGAUCCUCCCAGCGAGCAGGCUUUGGAAGGUGGCUUUGAGGAGCUGAGACGGAGGCUUGAGCUGGACCCGGAGAGCUUGCAGAAGGAGAACCUGCCUUCCGUUGUGGCCGCAGGAGCCGGUGAGCCAGGGAAGCAGUGGCCGCACGAGCAGAGGGGUCCUGUCAGAGCUGCUCUGGCCAUGAGCAACGAAACGCCGGGCCCGGCUGGCAGUGAGGCGGCCUUAAAGCAGAAGAUGCUGGCGUUUGAGGCACUCCGGAGGAGACUGGAAGACCAGCAUGCCCAGGAGCUGUCCUUGCUGAUCGCCGAGCAAGAGAGAGAGCAGGAGCGGCUGCAGAAGGAGAUAGAAGCCCAAGAGCGAAGAUUGAAAGGGGAGGAGGCGGCUGCAGCUGAAGCGGAAAUCCCCCCCAUUACUAUUAGCAGUGGGGUGGAGCUGGAGUGGAGGAAGAUCAGCGACACUUGCUUGUUGGGAUCGAUGCUGACGGAAGUGGAGACGCACUCGGAUUGCCCCGGCUUUGCUCAUGCCACUGGGCCUGCUUUGACUGCGGAAUCGCCUUUCUAUCUUUGGGAACCACCAGCCAGUGGGAAGUCAACAGCCACAUCCAGGUCUGUGAACAGAAGCAAAAUGAGAUGGUCUCAGGUGUAUAGUCCCGAGAUGAAAAGAAAAUUGGACAAGAUCUCUGCUCUGGCAAAGGGAUUUCUAACUCGCAGACUCUUGCAGACGGAGAAACUGAAACACCUUAGUCAGACUGUGAAAGAUACAAUGGAGUUCAUAAAAAACUUCCAGUCAGAAGCUCCGUUGAAGAGAGGGACUGUCUCCGCUCAAGAUGCUGACCUGCAGGAGAGAGUGGUGGCUCAGUUGCGAGCGGCGUUGUUCGAUAUCCACGAUAUAUUUUUCGAAAUGGAGGUGCCCGAGAGGAUGAGUCUCCUGCGCCACGACCGGGAAGUCCGCAGAGAGCGAAUGCUCCGGCAGCUGGAUAAAGCAAAGACCCUGAGGGAGAGAGUGGCCCUUUCUACAGCCACACAGAAGUCUCUGGAUCGGAAGAAAUACAUGAAGGCCGCUGAAAUGGGAAUGCUAAAUAAAAGAACAAUGGUCAGACAGAAGACCCAGGAAAACAGGGUACUUCAGCCGAAUCAGGGUCAAAAUGCUCCUGUUAUCCAGAGACUCCUUUCCAGACAAGGAACCCCUAAGACCUCAGUGAAGGGGGCUGAGCAAAAUAGAAAGAAGCCCUCAGAGAGCAGAGUGUCUAACAAGGCCCUUUCAGGAGCAUCUGCAGGAAGAAUCCAAAGAAAGAAGCUAAAUGUUGUGACAACCUAAGACGGCAACACUCAUUGGGCUAAGGAGCUUCUUUGACUUAUCUGUCAGUGUUCUCCAUUGGUUCAGGUCUUCCUGCUGUUACACACACACACACACGGAUAGUCCGUUUUGGCAAGAUUACAUUUAUAAUAUUUAAGAUUUCUAACAGAUGUUCCGUGGAAUGAAAAGAAAACGAACCGUAAGAAGCACUUACUCUGCAUGUUUCAAGUCCUCUUAAGUCUCUCUUGCUCCGUACCUGCAUCAGAAACAGCACAUUGAGCACCCUCAGGAAGAAUGAUGCAUUGUCAUCAUAUGGGAAGCGUUUUGCAGACUUGACCCUCGACUGCACUUCUUUUUGUGCAAUAAAUACUCUUAACAUGGCAGCUCACUUGUUCUGCUUUAAUAGUUGCCUGCAUCAUUCUGUGUACUUAAAAGUACUUCCAGAAGAGAGAAGGUUUAUCCUCAGCUCUGUGGAUAGUAUUUCUGGCUGCCAGACCCUGGUCUUAAAGUGACUUAAGACUUUAGUACCACUAAAAUCAAUGGGGCAAAUUUUGGCUCUAGUUGGAAACAUGUUGGUUUAGGCAUGUGUGGGCGUGGACCCUGAUUUCGCCUUCCUUCCAGCCAUGUCUUUGCUUCCAACAUACUAUGCAGUAUCAUGUAGUAGAAUAUAUCGUAGGGCUUGAUCUUAUAGUAGGCUGACGCAAAUAUGCAGAUGUUCACAAUGAGCUCUGUCUUGUCUGUGGAUAAGCUGCUAUCAGAUCAAUACUUUGAAUUGCCAGUGCCCCCAAUAAAUUUUAAGAGGACACAAUGUGUGUACAUUUUUAGGAGGCUGUUUUGACUAUACAUUUGCUGCCUCUUUUUAAAAACGAACUUUUAGUAGCUAAUAGCAGAAAAAACAUUUAUAUCAGUGAUAGGCUUGUAGUAAAUUAUUAUUUGCUUCAGAGGCCUAAUCGCCCAGGAAUUCCAGACUGUCCUCUUUAUUAAAACGUAAGACUACGAUGUGCAAACUGGCUUUGGCAAUACCUCGGAUUUAUUUCCAUAAAAUGCUAAGCCAUUACCAAAGCCAUUUCUGAAAGAGGGACAUCUACAUAAGCGAUCUGUAGUCACUUAUUUUAGACAGAUUGCUUGGGAACUGCCCUCUCGAUAAACUAAUUACAGUCUGGUCUUGAAAUGUUGAAUGAAACGGGGACAAGUUGAGGAAUGUUUGUAUAUAUAUAUCUGAUAUGCAACACAGUAUUCCUGCUAACAGGGAUUCCCAGAUAUUGUGGACUACAACUCUCAGAAUCCCCAGCUGCAAUGGCUUUUGCUUGGGGACUAUGGGAGUUGUAGUCAACAACAUCUGGAAAUCCCUCCUGUUAGAGGGAAUACUGCUGCCACCUGGUAUUUAUUAAUAGUGCUGAACAUAUUAAGUGCAUAGAGAACUAUUAAACAUGAGCAUAUGAAUGGUAUAUACAUGACACUAAUUUUGGAAACUUCCUGUCUGGAACCAUUAUGGUUUGGUUCAACAUAAAUUGAAAAAUUAGGGUUAUGCUAAGAAAUUGGUAGGAAAACCCCGUACCAUGACAAAUGAUUAAUGAGCUUGUAUGGAGAUGGCUGUAAACAUGCUCCUCACACCUGCCUUGUAAUGCUCUUCACUGGUAUAUCAUGCAGUAUUCCAAACUGACACUUUUCUUGAGCAGGAGAAACAGCAAUGUCAGUGGAAACAAGUGGAUCUCUCUCUCUUCUCAGCUGUUUCAAGAAUCUGUCUUGGAGCAUACCCACACAAAGUCUUCUGUUGGCUGACGCAGCAUUGGCAGCACAAUGCAGUUAGUUUUCUCCCCAUGGAACAAACUUAUUGGAUUCCUCAAGUUUUAGAUCUUUAAAAACACACAACUCUUGUAUGCCUUUUGCAUGACUUGAAUAUUUUCCUUAGAAAUGGGGGGGGGAGUCGGUGAAAGACUGACCAGCUUAAAUGCAUCUUAAGAACUUAGUCAUGGCUUUGUAGGUUAGAAAUAGCUUAGUUAAUAUCCCAGUGCUAAAAAAAGUGGCUAAAGCUUGCUUGUAAACUUCUUGUGUGCUGUGGUGGUGUUAUAGACAACAUGUGAAGAGAAGCUUUUCACUUUUUAAAAAGAAUACAAACCAAUGGUUACUUUGUUCAGGCAUCUAAAGUGCACUUUUUCUUUUUCUUUUUUUAAUUUAAUCUGUACUAAAAUGUCAAUUUUUAACUGUCAGAAGGCCUUCUAUUUAAAGUGCCAGAUCUCUUUUGUAAUUUGAUGUUUUAUAUUUAUUUAUCUUAAUUUUCAGUUCACUUUUAUUUUUGAGUGAAAUGCAAUGUUAUAAAGUGUAUUUUUGUACUUUUUAUUUUCACUGUCUUGCUUUCCCCCCUUAAGCAUAUUGCACAAUAAAACUUUUUUACCUUU
Hemicordylus capensis (graceful crag lizard) is the source of this 5832-nucleotide messenger RNA. It is a transcript of the gene CCP110, whose product is annotated as centriolar coiled-coil protein 110. Lineage: Eukaryota; Metazoa; Chordata; Lepidosauria; Squamata; Cordylidae. Gene Ontology annotation, cellular component: centriole. The coding region runs from base 314 to 3454 and encodes 1046 amino acids. The transcript has 15 exons. The record is from RefSeq and is a predicted model, not a curated record. Gene Ontology annotation, biological process: regulation of cytokinesis; centriole replication; centrosome duplication.